UGUCCGUCCUUGCACUUUUUUACCCGCGAACCAACGAAUGAAACGGCUCUCGCUGGAUCCGUGAGAAUGAGACAGUAAAUGCAAAGAUGGCACAAGCCACCCAAAGAUCAGUGUCAUUGUACACGAGGAAGGCCAGCCAAAAGAUCGCUCACCUUUGCUUCGUGGUUUUCUGAGAACAACCAUGAACUCAAGUUUGUUGGCUCUUUCCUGGCUGGUUUUGACGGCUGAAUGGACAGGUGCAAUAGAGGGGCCCGUCACCACGAGAAGACGCACUCAAACAGGAUUAUCUGGAGCAAGACAGUUUGUCCAGAGCCUUUGGUACACAGCGACGUCCCUCUUCGAUUGCUCCGAUGACGAUGAAGUGUCCAAUUUUGCGAUUGCUUUGGAUCUCUUGAACGUUCCCGACGACACCGUGUUUCGAAAUGCGGUUGACAAGUGGAGCAAAGUGAUUAUUGGCGACACAACCAAUUUCACAGGGAACUUGGGUGGCAGCAGUGCCUGUGGACCGUGGCCAUCCUCCAUUGACGAUAUAUACAUAUGCGGGGAAUACAAGUACAUUGACGGACAGAGCGGUAUAUUGGGCUCUGCUGGUCCAAGACACUAUAGACCAUCUGAAGGGCUACCCCUUACAGGCACGAUGAGUUUUGAGACAGUCGACGUAGAAAAUACGAUCCAAGAUUUGUUUGGCGUCAUUUUGCACGAAAUGGCCCACGUGCUAGGUAUUGGUGCGUUGUGGACCAUCAAUGGGCUUGCCACCAGCAACGCAGCGCCCUGCACCUACAAGUCUGACUCUGCAGCCUCGAGGGAAUAUCAAGCUCUCAGUGGUUGCAACACCGCCAUUCCGCUGGAACAAGGGCAUUCCAACGGUGGCUCGAACUGUGUUCACUGGGCCGAAAGCUGUUUCCUCAAUGAAGUUAUGACUUCUGUAGCCGAUGCAGAGCUUCCAAUCACUAGGCUCACAAUCGCCGGGCUAGAGGACAUGGGGUACACUGUGGAUUACAGCCAUGCGCAGGGGUUUGAUUCCAGUGAUAUGGAUCCUAGCUGUCUCUGCAACAGACGAGACCGGCGUAACCUGAAAGGAGACACAGUGGUGCGCAAGCUUGACGGGCCUGAACACAGACAGUUGAGCGCUGAGGGCAUGGCAAAAGCCAUGUCGUAUGGACAAGAGAUCAUUGCACAAAAUAAAGAAGAAAUCAACCUUCUUCCGGAAACGGAGGGCGCUAUAGAUCUUGGAGGACAGCUCAUCUACGUUCUCUACAUGGAAGACGAAACUGUCUACAGUAUCCAAGUCACUGCUAACGACGACUGAUAGUUUUCUCUCAGAAAUACAUUGAUGCCAUUGUAGAUUACAGUAUUGGAAGACAUCUAGGCAGCUGCAUGUUUGCCCUUGCGGAUACUUGGCAUGCUUGGCAUUGAUACAUGGGAUUCCACUUCCAACUCAACUUAAUCUACACGUACAUGUAGUCGUGCAGAGAGGUACCCAGGACGUUUGAUAAGAUCAUUUUGGGUAGUCCAGGAAAUGAAAGAUGAUGAUAAUUGUUGAAUGAUACAAUCGGAUUCAUGAUGGUUUCGAUGAUUUACUCCUUCUUGGCAAUAGGGGUAGCCGUAGCUGUUGCAAUACCAGUUUGUGCACCGACAAGGGGCGUCGCGGUAGCGGUGACUGGGACGGUACCUGUUGUAGCACCAUACGAUGGAGCCGUAGACGAUGGCACAACCGGUUCGGGAGGCGUACUGUAGUCGUUGCAGUAGGCCCAGCACAUGCCAAUCAAAAGUGCCCCAAUACCAAACACGAAAAAGGCCCAGCCAAGUCCGAGGGUAAGUGCAAUGGUGCCCCCAACAGUGUCGCCAUUACAUCCUUCAGCUGCUCUGCCAUCCAAAGUCCAAAUGACCCCCAUCCACAACCACACCAAGAAAGCGAUCAGGACAAGAAUGUAGGCAGCAAUCCACGGAUCAUAACAGAACAUGUGUCCUGCUCUGCCAAAUAACGAACUGGGUCGUUCUCUGGCUGCUACCAUUGGUAUCUGUUCCGAGGAGUAUAAUGGUUCAUCACGUGUCACGGCCACAGCCAUGUAGAAUGCUGCAGCGGCGUUUAAAAGGCACAGUAUUGCAUUGACACACAGCCAUUGGGAGCCCUUGCAAUCCAAGUCAGUGAGUUGCAUCAUUCCAUAGUAAACUGAAGGCAGAUUGAAUAUGACAGCCACAGUCACAUAGAUGCUAAAGGGAGUUCUGUAGAGCUCCCCAAUGGACCGCCAGAACGCCUCACAACCAUUGGACAAGCCUUCGCCCAGGAAACUGCAGCAAUUCUCCAAGCCGUCACAAAAGCCAUCGCAGAGUUUGCCACAAAGUUGACAGGGCUUGGUACAGACAUGACUGCAGACCUCAGAGACUCCAUUGCAGAGCUCGCCGCAGGCACUGAAUAGAAAAGCUGCCAUGGUACAGUAAUAAAUCGUCAAAGAAAGCUUGCUAUUGUUGGUUUGGUUUUCCACGAUGGAGAAUUUUUUGAAGUUUAGAUCUAUUUUAAAAUAGUUGAUUGCCUCCACUCGCAAUCGGAACAGGAAUGAAUCACGCGGAAUUGUGAGGAAGAAGAUAGUUAACGCCAGCCAUGGAAUUUGGGUUUCAACGGUUGAGUGAACGGUCUAAUUACCAUAGCCAUCCUCGCGACUUAGAGCUGUAUCUUU
This is a messenger RNA of Seminavis robusta, 2678 nucleotides long. The record is from the annotation of a GenBank genome assembly. Lineage: Eukaryota; Bacillariophyta; Bacillariophyceae; Naviculales; Naviculaceae.